AUGGCAGCGUAUCCGAUGCACAACUAUUUCAGACCGUCGACGCUGACCAUCGAUACCCAUACGCAGAAUUACUUUGAGGAGGACGAAGGAAGCAUCUUGGACGAGAACAUCCUGGACCAGAACGCCUUGGACUCCGGGCUGGAGAUGUCUCCACCCAUGGACGGCAGCCGGCGGCAAUCCUUUGCAGUCUCCUCAUCAUUAUUCUCACCGAAGACUGAUGAAUGGCAGCAUGUCGACAUGCAGCAGCAACAGAAUCAACAUCCUCAACAGCCUAUGGGCUCCAACAAUCCCUUUGUGGAGCAGAACAACAACAAUAACAACAACAACAACAACCCUUUCAUGCAGCGUGUGGAGUCGCAACAAUCGUACGGGCACACAACUCACGCAUGGUCGAUGGGUAACGCAUCUGCUAUGAGCACUCCGAUGCAAGGGCACGAUGGACUUCCCCACGAAUUCGAUAUCCCCGUCUUCCAAAGACCGAUGCAAACGCCCUUCACCAACACCGGAAACCAGCAAUUACCCAUCUUCUCGUCUGGAAGCACGAGCAACAGCUCCAUCCCAACCUCACCGCAAAAGGACUGGGCUGUCUCAGAUGCUUUGGAACACCGGUCGAUGCCAAAGAGAAUGCGUCCCCACAGCCCAACUCUCCGAUCGCAUCCUGAUAUGUCGAGAAGGGGUGACGGGAUCCGCAAGAAGAACGCCCGGUUUGACAUUCCCGCGGAGCGCAACCUCAACAACAUCGACCAGCUUAUUGCGCAAUCCAACGACGAGCAAGAGAUCAAGGAGCUGAAGCAACAGAAACGACUGUUGAGAAAUCGUCAAGCAGCUCUGGAUUCUCGACAACGGAAAAAGCAACAUACUGAGCGCCUUGAGGAUGAGAAGAAGUUCUUCACGAAUCAGAUCGCUGAUCUCGAGGAAGACCUGUCCCAAGCGAACGUUGCUCUGGACGAGUACAUCCGCAAGGAACAACAGUACGAGCAGUACAUCCAGGCCAUGCAGCAGGAGAAGGAAGAGAUCGUACGCAACUACACCAUCGAGACUGGAGACCUUCGGAAAAAGGUCAGUGUUCUUACCGAACAUAUCCAACGGUUAGAGAGUGCCCCGAUAGCUCCUCUGCCCGCUCCCACUGCCUUCUCCUCCGACUUUGCCGACAUCGACAGCCUCACGAUGGACGGCGCGUGGGACAACAUCUCCUUCCUCAACGACUUCGCUCCCGAGCCGGAGGUCAAGGUCGAAACCUCCAUCGUCCCCGUCAAGAAGGCCGAGAACUCUCUCCUGAGCGAGCCCGAGAAGCCCGCGGCUCAAGGCCUGCUGCUGAUGCUCCUCCUCGUCGGUGCUUUCGUGGCUUCGAAAGGCUCCUCCCCGGCCAUCCCCAAGAUGUCAGACGAUGUCCAAGCUGCUUCAUCUGCUCUCCUCGAGGACAUCUUCAAGGAUGCUGGGGUGAACUCUGCAUCGUCCAUCUCCGACGCGAUCGCCCCUCUCCCAUCCGGAUCCUCCUGGUCCCCGACUCCCAUGCCCUCGAUGGGCGGCAGCGACAUGAACGGCGUCGCGCACUCCACCCUCGGCGAUCUCGCCAACAGCCUCUCUCAACCGACCGAAGACCAGAACAACGAGCAACUGUUCUCCCUCUCGGCAGCCCAGUACAACGGCCUCACCAACCAAGACUUCCUCAACUCCGCCCCUCAACCAUCCACGUCGCAGGGCCGGCGCAAUCUGGGCGAGACCCUCGCGGCGAUGCGUCUCAACAGCAAGAAAUCCGCCGCCGAGGUCUACACCCGGUCGCUCCUCUGGGAUCAGGUGCCCAGCGAAGUCGUCCGCAACUUUGCCAAGAUGGUCUCGGAUUGCAAUUCGCCUAGUCGGAAUCCCGAGGAAUGCGCUAUAGCAGGCUGA
This is a messenger RNA of Drepanopeziza brunnea f. sp. 'multigermtubi' MB_m1, 1890 nucleotides long. RefSeq lists its product as uncharacterized. The record is from RefSeq and is a predicted model, not a curated record. Gene Ontology annotation, molecular function: DNA-binding transcription factor activity. NCBI's taxonomy places the organism in Eukaryota, Fungi, Ascomycota, Leotiomycetes, Helotiales, Drepanopezizaceae. Gene Ontology annotation, biological process: regulation of DNA-templated transcription.